Schizosaccharomyces osmophilus is the source of this 1941-nucleotide messenger RNA. It is a transcript of the gene gpi1, whose product is annotated as pig-Q. Gene Ontology annotation, biological process: GPI anchor biosynthetic process. The coding region runs from base 1 to 1941 and encodes 646 amino acids. The transcript has a single exon. The record is from RefSeq and is a predicted model, not a curated record. Gene Ontology annotation, cellular component: membrane; endoplasmic reticulum. Lineage: Eukaryota; Fungi; Ascomycota; Schizosaccharomycetes; Schizosaccharomycetales; Schizosaccharomycetaceae.
AUGUCGAGGAUACAUACUCCCAUAUCCGUUUCUUCCACUCGGUGUAAUCCAGUUUUGCGUGUAUAUUGGCCAAAAAACCAAAUUCAGCACGUAGACUCUGGAUAUUUGGUGGGUUGGUCUUACUCACCAUUUGAUCUUGUAGUCGUGACCAUUGUCAAAAAUCCAUCUCGGUUUGAUGAUUUUCUGCAAACCAAGCAAUCUUCUUUUUAUGAAGUUGAAAGUCUGGGAAUUUUCGGAACACUGAAUUUACCCUACAGUUCUUAUGAGCAUAAACACCAGGAUAAUUGGCUUAAUAUCCGUUUACGAACUCAAUUUUCUCACCCUCAAAUAUACAGAGUUAAUGAUUCCGAUUUGUCCCUAAAUUUACAUGUGAUCUACUACGUCCCUCCUCAACCCAAGAGAAUGCAGUUUUUGUCUCUUGAACCUCUCUCCCUUUUGUUAUUAAAGGAUUCUGUCUUUGAUCAUUCAAGUCUUGAAUAUAAAAAAGAUCAGCACUUACAAAACCUACUACACAAAUUGGACUUACACUUCCCCCGUCGUCCUGAAAAUACUUGGUACAGAAGUCUUCGCAGUGACUUGGUUGAGCUUUUAAACCAGUCUUUUGAAGUCCAUGUAUUAUUGCGGGAGUAUCCAAACCGGAAAAAUAGUAUGCUAAUCAAAAGUUCAAAACGUUAUUUCUUAUGCUUUUUAAACCUUCUUCACCCUAUUGUCUUAAUUUUUAUAAUGUUUUUGAGAGUUUUAAAUGAGUUUAUUUUACACGUUAUUAAUUACCGUAUACAUCCCGCAUUUCCAAAUAUGAGGGAUAUAUUCGUUUCUGCAAGGCAGGUGGAUUUGCGUCUCCAGCAAGCAUGUUUUUGGCCUGUGCAGUACAUGAAACUUUGGAUGCUUCGAAAAAGCAAGCAUGUUAUUAUGAAGGAUUAUAAAGAGUAUAUACGUCUGUAUAAUAAUCUAUGGCUUGUCGCUAAUGAUAUAAUCUUCGGGAUUACCAUGUGUUCUUUUAUCUUGGAAAAUCUUCCUUUAGUUGUUAAUUUGCUCGACAAGGUUCUGUUCAAAUUUGCAAUAGAAGACGUCCGAGUUAUGGUAACCUGGCUAAUAGACACACCUGCCGGGUUAAAACUGAAUAACGACAUAUGUAAAUUUAUUGUGAAGUUGUCCGUAUGGAUUAUUGACGUUUGGUAUACAGUACUGUUGUCUUUCAGGCAGUAUAUACCAUGGUUCGUUCGGACAAUUGCAUUUUCUGGUUUCUGUGGUGCCAGUUUGAUGAUAGCUUUGAUGUCUGAUUUUUUGACCAUCAUGACUAUUCAUUUGUAUGUCCUUUACUUGGCCGCUGCACGUUUAUAUAACUGGCAAUUAAGGAUCAUAUACAGUUUACUACAACUAUUUCGAGGAAAAAAAAGAAAUGUCUUACGAAAUAGAAUUGAUUCUUACGAGUAUGACUUAGAUCAACUGCUUUUGGGGACAAUUUUGUUUACAGUACUAAUUUUUUUCUUACCUACAAUUUACGUUUUUUACAUUGCGUUUGCUGUAACUCGCAUUACAGUCAUGACAUGUUUGGCGAUAUUUGAAACGAUACUUGCUUUUUUAAAUCACUUUCCCUUGUUUGUCACAAUGCUUCGAAUUAAAGAUCCAUACAGAAUUCCCAGUGGACUGAAUUUAGAGAUUGUAAACUCUGAAUCUUCAAAAGAGAACACCAUGGCUACUUUAUACCUUUUCUGUGAAUCAAAGCCCAUGUCUUUUGGGUCUAUGUUUGACCAUUAUCGAAAAUUAGCAAGACGACUCAUUUCACAUUACCUUUCGCAAACAACUUUAAUCAGUUUAUUGGUUGGUUGUCCUAUUCCGCCCAUCCCAGCUGAGCAACUGUACAAUAUUCAAUAUGCAAUGCUUCCGCAUCCACGGAUCUCGGUAAAAAAGUUAUGGAAUCUAUUCUUCGAAAUUAAGUAG